ACUUCCAACUUCGUCCGUAUUUUCACCCGCUCCCACUUCCCUGUUCAGAAGUUCCGUAUUCGCGUGCUAAUCACCCGUCGAAUUUCCUCUACUUCAAGCUACGAACCUUGUCAGAAGCAACCCGUCCAUAUGUCUAUGUCCCCCCGCAUACAAUCUCUCUUGACCCCCUACAUUCUGCAUCACUUCAGACCGUCACCCUUCUCUCUUCGCUUACAUGCACCACUGCCUCCCGUCGGCCGCACAACAGCUCUUUGCCGAUUCUAUCGAACGCCAAAAACACGAAGCUUAAAUUCGUUCUGCAAUCAUUCACCGCUCAGACAUCCGAAUCUCGAGCCGACUGCUCACGUUCUUGACUCUUCCCAACCUAUCUCACCACACACUGCCUGGGAGAUCGUCAAUUUAAUCGAAAAAGAGAAGCACGCGAGCGCCGCCGCUCUAUUUAGUGCAACAUUCAAAAACACCAGCCAAAGCACUCCUCCCUCUGGAACAUCUCAACACGACAUCAAAUUAUGCCAAUCGGACUCAAAACACCCCUACUCAAACCUCAUAUCCUCUCUACUCAAGACCUCGAAAAACCUUAGACGACCCUCGCUAGCAUACAAUGUCUACCUCUUCAUAAAAUGCUUUCGGCAAAUUGACAUAUCACAUGUCAACAACGUCAUCUCCGUCCUUUCAGAAUUGGGCAAAAAAGAAUUGUUAGAGCAAGUCUGGAACGAUUUGUUGAAAUUUGAACUCAGCGGCGCGUCAGAUGUGAAACCAAACAUUGACACCUUCGCCAUGAUGAUGAAAUUUUACGGCACCCAAAAGGAACAAGCCAAAUGUCGCGAAGUUUGGAAACUGCUUCUCUCCAAGGAGACUAUCCAACCUACUGCCCAGUGCUACGUAAUUGCCCUGGCGUCCUUAGCCAUCAAAGACUCAGAACUGUAUAACGUCCUGAAAAAAUUCGUACUAGAUUACGAACAAAAUAUGGCUCACCUCCCAAAAAACACACCUGUCGAAAUUGUCAGACAAGAAACGUGCCACCUUUUGCUACAAAAUACAACCUUCAACGAGAUUCUAAAGAGAGUCUCCCCCAGCAUGAUGCCGAAAUUUUUAACUCUGUUGAAAACCGCAAGAUCUUACCUAGACCUGCUGCCUUCAGACUAUGCUAUCGCGCUGUCUUGCUACGUCAAUUGUAACAGAAUUCAAGAGGCCAUAGAAAUAGAACAGGAAAUGUUAUCAAAAAAUAUACAUCAUAACGAAAAAACUCUCACUACCAUGCUCAUUGCAUACAUAAAGGCCGGUAACGUCGAAGCACAAAAAAAAAUCCUUUCCAAACUCUUUGCAAACGAGGAGCUCAAUAUGUUCUCUGCGACCACUCUGAUCAAAUCGCUCGUAGAACAAGGAUACGCGAAAGAGGCAAUCAACAUUUUUAAAAAUCUGGAAAAAACAGAAAUUCCUUUAGACAUUAUGGCCUACAGCAUAGUCAUGAACGCCGCAGCUAGAAUCCCGGACAUCCAAUUGGUCAAAGACCUUCUUUCGUCUGCUAAAAAAAGAGGAGUGGAGAUGGAUAUGUCGUCUUUUUACUGCCUUCAACUCGCCUAUACUAUGAACAAAGACCUCGAAGGAGUUCGAUCGACGAUGCAGCAAAUACGAGACGAGCUAAAAACUGAACCAGAAGAUAGGUCCUGGAGGAGCUAUCUGAGCCUAAUGAUCGAGAAAAGAUGCUGUUCUUCUGAAAUAUUGGAAACCCUCAACAAAAUGUUAGAACAGAACAUUUUGCCAGGAAAGGCUAAUAUCGCAUCCGCUUUGGAGCUUCUGAAAAAACGAGGCGAUAGUGCCGCAUACAAAAUCAUCCUUGAGAUGGCCAAAAAUAAGUGCUUUGGAGUGGAAGUAGCAGACAUGCUGCGGAUAAAGGAACAAAAGGCUUUGCCCAUGGAUUUACUGUUAAACACAAAAAGUGACCAAAUCGAGAAGAGUCGUUAAAAUUUUGUCAAUUCUACAUCUUUUGAGAAAUAGUUCUUCAAGCCGGGUAUGUAUAUAUUAUAGUGAUCUUUUGAGGCGCGCGGCGCUACAAGUUUACAAAAAAUAAACGCUGGUACGCUAAAUGUAUUAUAUAUAUAUGAAAGAGUUGAAAUUGUCUUGAGACCUCUUGCCAUUGCUAAAUCCAAGACGUUAACGCAGACAUCGCGUUGCAAAAAUAAUGCGGCAUUGCUUCCUUCUCAUUUCAAUGGAAAAAUCUCGAUAGAAUAUUCAGCUGCCUUAUCACGCGUUACGAGAUCUAGAUCAAAGUAGUAGACCAGGCUAUUUCUCAAUUUUUGCAUAUUGUCUAGAAGUUCUAUCGUCUUUGAAAGUGCUGAAUUGAUGCUUUUUAGAAUUCUUGCGCAGUCAGAGACCAAAAUAAAUUCGCUGAACCUCGCAUCGAUCAGCAUGCUCACCCA
Molecule: messenger RNA, 2420 nt
Organism: Schistocerca gregaria
Lineage: Eukaryota; Metazoa; Arthropoda; Insecta; Orthoptera; Acrididae
Exons: 2
Coding region: 130-1965 (611 amino acids)
Molecular function (GO): protein binding
Source: RefSeq, a predicted model, not a curated record